AUGUCCCCCCCCGCCCAGCCGGGGGUGCCGGGCGGGCGCGGCUCUAAGGGGCCCCCGGCGCGGAAGCUGCUCUGCAUGUGCAGCCUCUCCCUGUGCCUCACCUACCUGUGCUACAGCCUGAUGGGGGGCACCGGCCCGGCCGCCCUGCGCUCCCCCGCCGCGCUCCCCGCCUCGGCGGCCCCCGGGGCCCCGCGCUCCCCCACCGCCUUCCCCGCCACGGCGGCCCCGCGCUCCGCCGGCGCCCCGGGCCCCUCGGCCGCUCCGCCGCGGGCCUCCAACGGCAGCCGGGAAGGGGCGGCGGACACCUGGCUGCGGGCGCAGCUGGCCCCCGGGGAGGUGAUCGCGGCGCAGAGCGGAGCCUUCGAGAGGGACCCGCAGGAGUCGAGCACCACGGACGAGGAGCUGAGCCGGGCCGGCAGCCCGGGCAGCCGCGGCGGCGGCAGCAGCACCACGCCGGACUACGGGGAGAAGCGGCUGCCGCAAGCCCUCAUCAUCGGGGUGAAGAAGGGGGGGACGCGGGCGCUGCUGGAGGCCAUCCGGGCGCACCCCGACGUGCGGGCCGUGGGCACCGAGCCCCACUUCUUCGACAGGAACUACGAGAAGGGGCUGGAGUGGUACAGGAACGUGAUGCCCAAGACGCUGGAGGGCCAGAUCACCAUGGAGAAGACGCCCAGCUACUUUGUGACCAACGAGGCCCCGCGGCGCAUCCACAACAUGGCCAAGGACGCCAAGCUGAUCGUGGUGGUGCGCGACCCCGUCACCCGCGCCAUCUCGGACUACACACAGACCCUGUCCAAAAAGCCAGAGAUCCCCACCUUCGAGGUGCUGGCCUUCAAGAACAGGACCCUGGGGCUGAUUGAUGCCUCCUGGAGUGCUAUCCGCAUUGGGAUUUAUGCCCUGCACUUGGAAAACUGGCUCCAGUACUUCCCCCUCUCCCAGAUCCUGUUUGUCAGUGGUGAGAGGCUCAUCACUGACCCAGCUGGGGAAAUGGCCAAGGUCCAGGACUUCUUAGGCCUCAAGAGGAUUGUGACAGAGAAGCAUUUUUAUUUUAAUAAGACGAAGGGGUUUCCCUGUCUAAAGAAGCCAGAGGACAGCAGUGCUCCCCGGUGUUUGGGCAAGUCCAAGGGUCGAACUCACCCCAAAAUAGACCCAGAUGUUAUCCACAGACUGCGGAAGUUUUACAAACCCUUCAAUGUCAUGUUUUACCAAAUGACAGGCCAAGAUUUCCAGUGGGAGCAGGAAGAAAGUGAUAAGUAGAACCACAAAAUCAGGAAAAAAUAUUUUUUUGUUUUUGGGAUGUGAAUCAUCAUUUGAGACCCAAAACUCUCUUGGGGCCAGAGGCUCAUCCCUGUGCGUAACAGGCUCUCGUGCUGCCAGGGCUGCAGCAGAAGUGGCCCCAGGUGUGCAGUUGGAACUGUUGUGUCACCUCGGGCUGCACUGGGCUCUCCCCAGCGCAGCACUGGGGCCGGGGCAGGUGGGAGGAGGAGGAGGAGGAGGCAGGGGGAGCACGGCUGCUCAGGUGAGGGGCACUCUGUGCCAGCGUGUCGCUGCUGGUGUCCCCCUGCAGCCAGGCAGGCAGGUCCAGACCUCCUGCCCAGCAAGAGGGUGGCUCCCAAAACCCAGCGCUGGGACAAACCCAGAGAUUUGAUUUCUCCUGCCCUGCAUUUUAGUUUUGCCCAAACAGCAGCAUCAGAUCUGGUAAAUUCAGGCCUUGUGCACUCACAUGCACACUGGUCUUCAUGUGUGGAAGGAAUAAAGCCAGUUAUGCUGCAAAGGAACUAUGUACAGGAACUUCAUUUGCACCAAACAUUUCAAUUACUUCUUGCACUAAAACUAGAAUUUACCAAGUGCCACAGACACCUGGUCUCAAUUCUCCUCUGACUGAUGGGUGCACCUCCACUGUUGGAAGAGAGUUGUUCCUUUUUGCUGAGAUGCUCAGUGAGAUCAGAACCGGGAUCUCCCCAGGUCUCCAUCCUGCUGGGGGCUGAACGAGCACUCCAGGCUCCCAGAGUGAGCCAGGCUCCCACUGCCCAGCCAGGCUGCCAAGGCACAGUGUGGUGCCCGGAGUGGUGCCCACGCAGCUCCCCCUGGCCAGGCUGUGC
Melospiza georgiana is the source of this 2102-nucleotide messenger RNA. It is a transcript of the gene HS3ST4, whose product is annotated as heparan sulfate-glucosamine 3-sulfotransferase 4. Gene Ontology annotation, molecular function: [heparan sulfate]-glucosamine 3-sulfotransferase activity. Lineage: Eukaryota; Metazoa; Chordata; Aves; Passeriformes; Passerellidae. The coding region runs from base 1 to 1257 and encodes 418 amino acids. The transcript is spliced from 2 exons. The record is from RefSeq and is a predicted model, not a curated record.